Pollicipes pollicipes is the source of this 831-nucleotide messenger RNA. RefSeq names its product protein singed. Lineage: Eukaryota; Metazoa; Arthropoda; Thecostraca; Pollicipedomorpha; Pollicipedidae. Gene Ontology annotation, cellular component: cytoplasm; actin cytoskeleton. The coding region runs from base 160 to 831 and encodes 223 amino acids. Gene Ontology annotation, biological process: establishment or maintenance of cell polarity; actin filament bundle assembly; cell migration. Gene Ontology annotation, molecular function: protein-macromolecule adaptor activity; actin filament binding. The transcript is spliced from 6 exons. The record is from RefSeq and is a predicted model, not a curated record.
GUGGAAACUUGGUCGGGCCCGACGGAGCGCAUGGCGAGGAGGCACUUGCGACUCGGGAGUGUGCCGGAGAGCAACCGCGUUAGGCAGUCGCGCUCGGGUGUCCUGCGCCGCGCAGUCGUGACUCGGAGUCGUCGCCGCGACCUCUCGUGACCCGUCGCCAUGCCGGUGAUGUCGAUCUGCCGCCUGCCGGACACGGAGGAGUGGGCCGACCUCCACGACAUGGGCUUCAUCCGACCUUACAUGGACAAGAUGAACGGCUCGAGCACGGGUCUGAACGGCGCGUCGGAGGCGGUCGACGAGCGCGCCUGGACCGUCGGCGUCAUCAACUCCAAGAGCAAGUACCUCACGGCCGAGACGUUCGGCUUCAAGAUCAACGCCAACGGCACCUCCCUGAAGAAGAAGCAGCUGUGGACGCUGCAGCCGACCGGGCAGCGAGACCACGUCAGCCUGCGCUCCCACCUGGGGAAGUACCUGGCCGUCGACAGCUUCGGCAACGUCACGUGCGAGGCCGAUGAGCUGGAGCCGGGCGCCAUGUUCGAGAUCGCCGUGGCCGACGACGGUAGCGGCCGCUGGGCGCUCAAGAACGUGGAGCGCAAGUACUUCAUGGGCGCCGCCGGCGAUAAGCUGGUCUGCAACGCCAAGGCGCCGUCGGAUGCUGAGCUGUGGUACGUCCACCUGGCGGCCCGACCCCAGGUCAACGUGUACAGCCUGGGGCGGAAGCGGUUCGCGCACCUCUCCGAGGACAUGGACGAGAUCCACGUGGACGCCAACGUGCCCUGGGGCGAGGACACUCCACGGCGACCGCUGCUCGGCGCCCUCUCCCGCUACUGA